GUUUAUUUCACCGUGUCAUAAACAAUGCAAUCUCUUUUUUCAUUUAUUUUCUGUUUAAAAUAAUAAUUAAAAUAUCUUCAAUAAAUGUUAAUGUUCUGGAAGAAACAUAUUAAACGUAUAUUUCUUUAAAUUUUAGUUGAAAUAAUAAAGAAUUCAUGAGAUUAUAAAAGUUUUACAAUCGUUCCUUGAUGAAUGAUUAAGUUUUGCAUAAUAAAUGGAUCAAAAUCUUGAAGAUGUUAAAAAAGCUGCAUUCAAAGCAAUACAAUAUGAUAAUGAAAAACAAUACCAAAAAGCUUUGUGCUGGUAUGAGGUUGCUGUUAGACUCCUCAAUAAAUUAAAUUCUCAUACUUCUUUUUCGCCAAAGCUUAGUGAAUACCAGGAAAGAAUAAAAGUUUUAAAAACAAUCGUCAACGAUGGCGAAAAAAACGAGUCGGAAUCAGAAGCAGGAUCACAAAAAGUUAAAUCUCUUCUCAAAGAAGCUAUGGAUGCCGAUGAAGAAGGAUGGAAGAAUAUUGCAGUACUGCUUUAUGUUGAUGCAGCUCAACUGGGAUUAGAUAUUAAAAAACAGAUCGAAGAUGAAAAUACCAAAGAAAAACUUACAGACUUGGCUCAACGAGCUAUAGUAAGAGCUGAGGAGUUAGAGGGAAUUGUCAGAAAGGAACCAUUCAAUCCUUUAGCUUUACUUCAAAAUUUACCUCCAGUUCCCGAGACCAUCCCAACUUCUCCAACAACUUCUACUCAUACUUCUCCUAAUUUUGGCAAUACUUCGCCCGAGAGACCUCAGAAGCCUCCGUUCCACCGAGGAAGUAGUGCUCACCUUAGGAUAACAGGUGGUAGUGGUAAUUACACAGAAGAAGAGAAGAAAGUGUUGUUAACUACGUCCCACAUAAAUGAUAACGAGUUCGUGCCGUUUAUGACCGUUGAUCUUUCCGAAAAAUUUAAAUCUCAUACGUUGUUUGUUGAUAAAGAUGGUUUAUUAGAGCUUGCGCCAAAGCAAAAAAAAGACUUUGCUCGCUGGGCACGACCGAAUAAUAUUUUUGCGGACCCAAAAAUGUUGAUGAACAACCAUGUGGACUAUUUCAGUAUCAAACAAACUGUUGUUUCAGAUUGUUCUUUUGUAGCAUCUCUUGCCGUUAGUGCUCAGUAUGAAAAAAGAUUUGGUAAUCGUCUUAUUACAUCGAUUAUUUACCCUCAGAAUUCAAACAAAGUUCCUCUUUUCAAUCCUUUUGGCAAAUAUAUGGUGAAACUUCAUAUAAACGGAAUACCGAGAAAAGUUGUAAUUGAUGAUUUAUUGCCAGUUGGCAACAACAAUCAACUUUUGUGUUCAUACUCAAGUAAUCGUGGAGAACUCUGGAUAUCUUUGUUGGAAAAAGCAUACAUGAAAGUCAUGGGUGGCUAUGAUUUUCCUGGGUCAAACAGCAAUAUUGAUCUUCAUGCUCUAACAGGAUGGAUACCAGAGAGAUGUGCAAUCAGGCUAAAUGAGCCAGAUUUUAAUAUUGAUGGAUUAUUUAAGAUUCUCCUAGAGCGACUUCAUACUGGGAAUGUUCUUGCGACUGUUGCUACUGCUGAGUUGUCUGAUGCAGUUUCUGAUAAAACGGGUUUAGUUCCUACACAUGCUUAUGCUGUUUUAGAUGUUCGACUUAUUGAUGGCAAAAAGUUAUUGCAGUUAAAAAAUCCUUGGUCGCACUUGCGAUGGCGGGGGAAUUUUUCCGAACGCGAUGCUGAACAUUGGACACCUCAACUCAGGCGUGCUCUCAAUUAUGAUCCAGAAUCAGCAUCUCAGUACGAUAAUGGAAUUUUUUGGAUUGAUUACUCAAGCAUCUGUCGUUUUUUCGAUGUUUUUUACCUUAAUUGGAAUCCUGGACUUUUCAAAUAUACUUACUGUAUUCAUCAAAUGUGGAAUGCAGGUAUCGGGCCUAUUAAAGAUGUUUAUAAUAUUGGAGAUAAUCCUCAGUUUUCAUUGGAAGUUCAACCAAAAGUCUCAGGAGCUAUUUGGAUAUUGUUAACUAGACACAUAACGGAUAUAGCAGAUUUCCGACAGAACCAAGAAUACAUCACCGUAUUAGUCUAUAAGAAUAAUGGAAAAAGAGUUUAUUAUCCCCAUGAUCCUCCACCGUAUAUUGAUGGUGUUAGAAUAAACAGUCCUCAUUAUUUAUCGAAGAUUAAAUUAAAUCCUGAAAGUGAAUCUAAGUACACUCUUGUUAUUUCUCAAUACGAGAAAAUGAAUACGAUUUACUAUACUUUAAGAGCCUAUGGAACAUGCCCGUUUUCUCUAAAAAAAAUGUCUGAGCCUUAUAAAUUCGAGAAAGAGAUUAAAGAUGGUCAGUGGAAAGAUAUGACUGCUGGAGGAUGCGGUAAUCAUCCAGCUACUUAUCAAAAUAAUCCACGUUAUCAGCUUACUUUAGAAAGUGAUCACAAUAAUAAUUAUCUUUUAAUAAUCUUAAAAGGCCCAAAACAAUAUCAAAUUGGAUUUGAAAUAAUAUCUGUAAAUCAUUCUGAAACGUCAUCCACUUUUCAAAGCAAGACCUCAGGACCUUUUAGGUCUGGAUUUGUGAGUUUGGAACUUGAAGAUGUUCCAGCCGGCACUUAUGAUAUUAUUCCAUCAACUUUUUUGCCAUCUCAAGAAGGACCUUUUUUUCUUACUUUUAAAAGUUCCUGUGAAUUUCAAAUUCUAAAAAUCCGUUAAUGUAUGCUAAAAUUAGGAAAAUUUUAACAAUUUACUAUCGAAGGUAAUUGAUAGUUGUUGAAAAAAUUUAAUUACCUCUUUAUAACUAAAGUGGCUGUGCUAAUUCUGCAAUUUUUAUAUUUAUAUGUAAAUCAAUAUUUGUAAUCUAAUAAUAAAU
Molecule: messenger RNA, 2843 nt
Organism: Microplitis mediator
Lineage: Eukaryota; Metazoa; Arthropoda; Insecta; Hymenoptera; Braconidae
Product: calpain-7-like
Exons: 6
Coding region: 215-2686 (823 amino acids)
Biological process (GO): proteolysis
Molecular function (GO): calcium-dependent cysteine-type endopeptidase activity
Source: RefSeq, a predicted model, not a curated record